Messenger RNA from Monoraphidium neglectum, 1266 nucleotides. RefSeq lists its product as hypothetical. The coding region runs from base 1 to 1266 and encodes 421 amino acids. The transcript is spliced from 8 exons. The record is from RefSeq and is a predicted model, not a curated record. NCBI's taxonomy places the organism in Eukaryota, Viridiplantae, Chlorophyta, Chlorophyceae, Sphaeropleales, Selenastraceae.
AUGGCCUGGUUCCUGCCCAGGUUUGGCCAGGUGCUGGAGGACCCCGAGAGUGCCUGGAGCGACUGGCAGUCAGAGUACACAGCGGUGGUCUCCGGCUUUGACCAGCUGUCGGGCGCCGACUGCAUGGUGGAGGCCUUCCCGUCUGUAGGGCUGGCCGUGGUCAGCGCUCCCGACCCCCUCCAUUACUACGCCAUAUUCUCACACACCAUCGGGUCAGACGUGGUGCUGACCGUGUAUGAUGACCGCCGCUACGAGGUGGAGUGCAAGUACACCCAGACCGUGGUUGUCGCCAGCAGGCCCGUCUUCCCGCGGCUCGACAUGGCGCCGCUGGCUGCGGCGCUCAACGCCCUCGAGACAGACAUGCCGCAGCACGUGGCGUGGAGCUGCAGCCGCUUCACCGACAGCGGCCCCCUGCUGCGCCUCAACGCCCUGGGGGAGACGCUCACAAAGGCGCAGCGAUACGGCCACCCCACCGACCGGCCCUUCUACAGCAGCAGCAUACCGCCCACCAAGCUGGCCGCAGUGGUCAGAAGCUUCCUGGCGUUCGGCCUGUCGGCGGCGCCGCCGCCGCGGCGGGGCGGGUUUGAGUGGAGUGAGCUCCACGAGAUCAACGCCCACAUACCCUGGGAGUCAUGGUCCAGGGCCAUCUCUGAGCAGAACGGCAGCGGCCACCUGGAGGCGAAUGUCUUCGAAUCAGAGCGCGCCCUCGCGCGCCGCCGCCAGAGCGGCGGCCUCGCCUGCGGCAGCCGCACCCCGCCCGCCGGCAGCGCGGCCAGCCACUCGCGGACGGGGCCGUUCGCGGCUGCGGCGCCGGCUCAGGGCGGCGGCGAGAAGGGCGUCGGCGGCGGGUUCGCCGGCGGCGCGGUGGAGUUGGGGCAGCGGGCGGCCGCGCGGCGCCCCGCGGCAGCGUCUCCGCUGCCGCCUGUGCCCAGUGGAGCGCCGUGGCCACAGGCCCCCAGCGAAGCGGGGCGCUCACAGGCGGCCGGCCCGGGGCCGCUGGGCCGUGUACUGUCCGCCGGCGCGCUCAGCGCAGGCAGCGGCGGCGGCGGCGGCGCCGCGCGGCCGGGGCCGGCGGUGGCCAACGCGUCGCUGCGGGCGCAGGGGCCGGCCUUUGUUCUGCCGCACUCGUCGUCGCGGCCGGCGCUGGCGCUGCCGGCGGGCGGGGCUGCGCCGCCGAUGAGUCAGCCGUCCACGCUGCUGUCGGAGGCCGAGGUGGCGUCGAUCGCGGCCGGCGGGCUCGCAGUCAGCACGUCGGGGGACGCUUGA